Messenger RNA from Gossypium arboreum, 822 nucleotides. RefSeq lists its product as uncharacterized. The transcript is spliced from 5 exons. Bases 1 to 822 code for a protein of 273 amino acids. NCBI's taxonomy places the organism in Eukaryota, Viridiplantae, Streptophyta, Magnoliopsida, Malvales, Malvaceae. The record is from RefSeq and is a predicted model, not a curated record.
AUGUCAUCUCCAUGGGAUUUCACAGUGCCUAAUGUUCCAACCCAUUCCAAUCUUCAAUGCUUUCUUCAAUGCAUCACACCCAUUGUUAAGAAAUGUAAUAAAAGUAGCAAAGAGGAAGCUGAGAAGGAAGGGUUCAAAUUGAGUGAGGUUUGGGAGUCAUAUAGUGAGUGGAGUGCGUACGGCGUUGCUGUUCCCAUCCUGCUCAACAAUGGUGAUCGUGUCGUUCAAUACUAUUCGCCGACCUUAUCUGCUUUGCAGCUAUACACCUCCACCCUAAUCGACGAUAAAUUGUGGGGAAAAGACAAGAAUGACAAGACAUCAAGCAAUGACAAUAGGUCAUGUUUGGGUUCCAAUGUGGCUAAGAAUGAUGAUAAUUCAUGUAAUAUUCAAACAACAGCAGAUCGAUGUGGCUAUUUGUACUGUCAAUAUGACGAGACUACAACCCCUUAUGAUCGAGUUCCAUUCACGGAAAAGGUAUCAGAGCUGUAUCCAGUAUAUCAAAUUCCAACAGCAAUAAAUGUGAAAGAACUGUCAGCUUGUUUCGUUACAUACCAUCCUUUAUUUUCUUUGCCUCAAGCUUCAGAAAAUAUGAAGUUAGAGGUGGAGAAAGUUGAAGGCAAAAAAUCUAAGGAAGAAGAAAUGUGUCUCCCUCCCUUUGCAAUGGUUUCUUACAAGAUGUUCGGAACACUGUGGACAAAUCCGAAAACAACCGAUUCCGACAUCGCUCUCCGCCAUCGAACUGCCGCAUGUUGCUGGUUGAAACAACUUAACUUCCACCACCAUGACUUCAACUUCUUCAUGUCUCGUCAGUACCAAAACUAA